ACUUCUAUUAUAAUUAUCAAAUCAUCCAUCAAACGUGCAAAAAAGCCAACGCUAUAUCCCAAAUUUCCAAAGGGAUAAAAGCACAAAAGGCUUCUAUUCUACAACAUUUGGACAAGAGUGUGGUAUUAAACCAAGAAUUACUCAACUACACACCAAUUCUUUGAGUAGAUUAAUAUCAAACCGGCAUUUGUAUUAGAGUAUAGAGAAGAAACAAUGGACGAUGACUUAUUGCUAAAGCAGCCAAAUGACCGACGUUUAGGGGAAAAUGUGUCUCUACCGCCUGGUCCUCCUGGUGCGGAGUUUGAUGUGCCUGAAUUUGAAACGAAAAAUGCUCCACCCAAACCACCACCCCUUAAAGAAGAAAGCACUACUGCUGAAAAAUCAAGCAGACGCCGGUCGCCUUCUGGCAGUCCACCACGAAAACGUAGAUCUGUUUCACGUGGUCGACGUUCACCAUCGUCUCCACCACACAGCCGCAGUAGAAACCGUCGUUCACCAUCUCCACGACGUAAUCGUUUUAGGGAUUAUUCGCCAGAUAGACGUCGCUAUAAUCGUCGUUCACCGGAUCGUCGUCGUUAUAACAAUAGGGGUGGAAAGGGACGUGAUCGCUAUAGAGGACGGGGCAGAAGUUCCAGUCGUUCGAUAAGUCGUAGCCCCACACCACCUAGAAGGGGGGGUGGAAGUCGUUGGUCGCCCAAAAAGAAGCCAAGCUCGCCGUCUCAUCCACCCCCACUAACUGCAACAGCUCCACCACCUCCACCCUAUGGAGUAAUGCCACCACAAAUGUAUGGCGAUGGCUAUGGAACAUCAGCAAGCUAUAACCAAUAUGGAGUACCACCACCACAAGCAGGUUUUGUACAACCCAGUGAUACAUAUGCUGGCAUGCAGCCUCAAACAUCAGCAUUCAAUGCGGCUUAUCCGCCACCGGGAUCAUGGGGUGUAGACGCUUAUGGCCAACAACAAUGGAUGCCACCACCACCAACACAAAUACGACAAUUACCGCCACCCCAACAGCAACAACAACAACAACAACAACAGCCAGCUCCCCAAACGCAACCGCCACCGCAGACGCAACCUCCAGCCGUCACCUCACCAGCUGUGGCUCCACCCAUUGCAAAAGAACCGAUUGUGGUUGCAAAUGCAAGUGUGCCACCACCACCGACCUUGUCAAAAUCGCUUCAUGUAUUACCAGACGCUGCACCCGGCACUGUGGAUCCCAAUCCUCAACAUGAUGCUGUUGCCCAGGAAGCCGAAAAUCAGCGUGAUGAGCUUAAAAAGCAACGCACCAGCUACUUGAAAAAGACCGCAGUUUUGAAAAAGGAAUUGAAAAUGUUGAAGGAGCAACGCAAAGAUUUGCAUUCGGGCAAGGCUCCUGCAUCGCCCACCACCAAGGGAUUCAUCGAUGAAAAUGAAAAAUUGCAGAAUCAAAUCCAAAAGAAACUAAGCACCAUUGAGAAUGUUAUUGAUAUGCUAACUGGCAUAAUAGGUGAUGAGAAUAUCGACAAGGACGAUGAGCCCGCGGAUGAAGGAGAUGCUGACCAGCUCUUGAAGGAUGCUGCUGCCUCGGCCAAAGCAUCCUCAAUAGUAACGGCUACCACACAAAAGCUAUCGGAAAAAAAGGAACGAGCUACGGAGAAGAAGAAGCAAAGCUCUUCCUCAUCAUCAGAAAGUUCAUCCGAUUCAUCAUCUUCUUCGUCAGACUCCUCAUCAUCGUCGGAUGAAGAUGAUGCCCAUCGCAAAAAAGCUGAGGAAGACGAUGAUAGUUCUCCAGAACGCUUAAAAAAGAAAGUUAUUGAAUCGAUGAAAAACAAGGAAAAAGAAAUUGUUCGCAAAGCAGAAGUCAAAGUGCCCUCGAAAAAGGAACGUUUCAAUUAUGUGUUCUAUGAUCCAGAAAUGCAUUGGUGUCAAACUUGUAAUAUUUUCCCAAAAACGGCAAAAGAUUAUCUCAAUCACUUGCACUCGAAAGAGCAUAUGGAACGCGAAGCCAUAGAGACCCCUUGGCACACAGAUAUGAUAACCGAUCAAUUUCCCACUUAUGAGAAUGCCCCAACGAAGAGAACACCCAUAAGGGGUCUAACCUUCUUUGUGCCAGCUACCUCUUGGUUUUGCAAACUCUGCAGUAUUUGGAUGGGGGAUUUGCAUUGCGCCUCGACGCAUCUAAAGUCUCAAUUGCAUGCCAGUAAAUACAAUACAUUUUUGGAAGAAAAUCCCCAUUAUGAAGUCAAUUGGCUGGCCGAUCGGCAGAAAGUUUUGAAUGAACAAAAGCAUAAUCCAUUGCCUCAGCAAAUUACUUCGGUAUCCACAACAGCUGCUGAACGUAAGAAAUCUAAGAAGGAUGAUGAAAAGGCCAAGAAGCGCAAAAAGAAAAGUGACAAAAAGCAGAAGAAAAAGAAAAAGAAGUCUAACAAAAAACGCAAGAAGGGCGAUUCUGAUUCUAGUGAUUCUUCAUCCAGUGACUCAACAUCUUCUUCGGACUCGGAAGAACCUAAGAAAAAGAAAUUGCCUCCCAUUGAAAUUAAAGAUUUAGACAAUCCCAAUCCUGCCGGUGUUUCCAUACGCCUUUCAAUGCGCAAACAAGAGGCUAUUAAGCCAGAUAUUGCUGAAGUACCCCGCGGAGCGCAACCGGUGAAAGCGUCGCUCAAAGAGGCACCUUUAGCUCCCAUGGGCGGCAAAUGGACUGUGGUGCAAGAGGGUGUCAAACUUAACUCCAAAAAUGAAGAUCAGGAGGAUGAUGGCAUCAUACAAGAAUGGAACACUGUACAACCUGUUAUUAGCGAAAGUGAAAAGAAGUUAUUAGAACAGCUAAAGGGCAAACUUAAAAAUAAGACAGGCACUGAACAAAUACCAGCCAAGGCCGGCAACAGUGCUAACAAUACAACGGCUCUUAAUGCAGCUCGCACUGAAGUGGAGAAAGAGAAUCGCAGUAGGGAUCGUUUCGAUCGUCGCGAUAAUCGUAAUUCCAGAGAUAAUCGGGAUCGACGUACCGCCAGACGUUCCAUGUCCCGAAGUCCCACUCGUAGUCGAAGCCGAGGUAGGGACUACCGCCGACAUAUGCGUCGUUCCAGAUCGCAUAGCAGAGGUCGUGGUGGCUGGCGUGGCAGAAGACGCAAUGAUCGCUCCCGCUCUCGUUCUGUGAGAAGACGUUCUCGCUCCUAUGAUAGGCGUAGACGCACCAGAUCACGUACACGUUCUCCCAGUCGGGGUCGUGUUGAGAAACCCGUAGUGCGACAGCCAGAAUUUAGGCCAAGAGUGCCGGAAAAAGAUAAAGAAAAGGAAAAGAAGGCUGCUGAAAGUAAAGAGAAGAAAGAAAAACAAAAAACCAAACCACCAGCCGCAGUAUCAACAAACAGCAAAGUGAAAUUGCCAUUUAUAGGAAAAAUGCCUGUAUUCAAAAAACAGGCAAGUGGACAACAGAGUGAGACUGAUAAGCGACCUGACGAACAGCAAUUAGCCGGAGCAGGUUACAUGUAUUCCAUGGAUGCCAAAUCUUACACGGCUAUGACUAGGCCUCCUGCACCCACAGCGGCGCAAAUACAAAUGGCCAUGAUGGAAGAUGCCUACGGCAAUGCGCCACCAUUCCAUCCAGAUGCUGGCAUGAUGGUUGACUAUGAUGAUUUAAUGCCAGAUCCUGUACAAUUUGUAAACAUUAUGGGGCAGGUUCCACCGCCGCCACCACCUGCAGACAGUGACGAUAAGGAUAUGUUACCUCCCGGCAUAGACGAAGAAGAAUCGGAAGAGUUUAAGCCCGUAGUGGAGGUACCGCCACCACCACCUCCUGGCAAGGGUGAUCUACCUCAAGACCUAGAGGAGGCUUUGAACAUUAUAUUCCCUGGUGAGAAGAAGGCCGAUGAGGGAGACGAAGAAAAAUCUAAAGUAUCAAAGGGUGAAACCCAAAUUAUAAAUGACGAACCCAAGUUUCAACCCGAAGAAUUGGCCAAAGAUGGCAUACAUUUGGUCACCUUAGAAGAAACUUCACAGUUGGGCAUGGAUGAAGCUUCACAAAUGUCCAUGAAUGAACCUUUGAUUUUCAAUAGACCGGCUACAAACAAUGCCCAAAGUGUACCAACUCCAAAUAUAGUUGCUGCAAACAUGGAAAUUGAGGAUUCCGACUCAUAUAAUAACAUUAUUGAAAAUAAACAAGCAUCACCACAACUUUUAGCUUUGUCGGAGGUCAACGAAAUAGAAAUUGAAAUGCCUCCCAAUUUCGAAAAUGAAAUUUCGAUAAAUACCACAGAUCUUGCAAGUGAUAAAGAUUUGCACCAUAAUAUGACAAAUGACACACAACAAACUGGACAAAGUGAGAUCAUUGUAGAAGAAAAACACAUACCCAUACCAGAAACUGUACCUACACCGGAGAGUAUAUCCACCAUAGCAGAAAGUAAACAGCAUACAAUUGAAGCUGAUACAGAGCCCCUACCGAAAGAGGUGGCUAAUGACAUAGAAAUCACAACUGAAAUUGAUCUCGCCGAUAUACCACAACCACCACCCUCGCCCACAGAAAGCGAGAAGAAUCGACGUCAAGAAGAAUUGGAUGAUUUGGCAAUGCUUGGCAUUGAUGCCGAUGAUAUGGCUGCUCAAUGUAUAUGAAUGACUGAGAGGGAGUCACAAGAAGUUGGUAAUAAAAGGUAAAACUAGAAUUUAAUUCUCUUGCUGCAAAAUUUUGUGUUUAGAAUUUAAUUGUAUGGUAUGUAGAAGGGUUUAUGUGUGGCAGACCUACACCCCCUUCUUAUGGUGUAUAACAGACAAAAAAUUCUGCAUGCAUACCCCACAUUUCACAUAGGAUAAAACACCUGUACACGCAAAUUGAUUAAUGUAAAACAAACUCACAUUUCCAAAUAACAAAAAGAAACGUCAAUAAAAUCCAAAAUUCCUCUUUUAACGUUUUAAAGAAAA
This is a messenger RNA of Stomoxys calcitrans (stable fly), 4893 nucleotides long. Its product is annotated as zinc finger matrin-type protein CG9776. NCBI's taxonomy places the organism in Eukaryota, Metazoa, Arthropoda, Insecta, Diptera, Muscidae. Gene Ontology annotation, cellular component: nucleoplasm. The transcript is spliced from 10 exons. Bases 214 to 4587 code for a protein of 1457 amino acids. The record is from RefSeq and is a predicted model, not a curated record. Gene Ontology annotation, molecular function: zinc ion binding; nucleic acid binding. Gene Ontology annotation, biological process: positive regulation of DNA-templated transcription; negative regulation of DNA-templated transcription.